Messenger RNA from Brettanomyces bruxellensis, 732 nucleotides. RefSeq lists its product as uncharacterized. The transcript has a single exon. The record is from RefSeq and is a predicted model, not a curated record. NCBI's taxonomy places the organism in Eukaryota, Fungi, Ascomycota, Pichiomycetes, Pichiales, Pichiaceae. The coding region runs from base 1 to 732 and encodes 243 amino acids.
AUGGAAAUGCACAGCUCGGGACUUCUUGAAGUUCCACGUGGUCAGGAAUAUAAGGACAGAGGAAGACACUCAAGGCGGAGUAAAUCAUUUAACGAGGCUGCAGAACCGAACUUUGUGCUCAGCCAUAGACCAUUCGGCCAACAGAGUUAUGGCAGUACACCUUUGUCUCCAAGAACUUCGAUGGAUUUACAAAAUGGGAAUGUUUUAGAUACGAUGGAAAAAGAACAGGAAGGUAUAGUUCUGAAGCUGAUGAGAGAAAUUGAUUUGCUAAAAGAAGAGAAUAGACAUUUAAAGCUACAACUAUCAAAACAGGCCGCGGCAAAUUCAUCAAACUUACUUAUUGUCCCUGCAGCGUCAUCAUUAUCUUCUCAGGUGCCAUACAGAAUACAUUCUUUAAGUAGCUCAACAUCUUCAGUUUCUUCACAGUCGUCUGCUCGUGCCAAUAAUGGUGCCAGGGGCUCAUCAAAAUGCGAUACAUUAACAAAUAGAAAGCGACUGCCAAGCACUUCAGGUCAGUCCCCAAUUUCCUCCAAUGUUCCACGAUACCCCAGUGGCCUAGAGAUUUCAUCUUCUAACAGAGCUGAGGAGUUCAAAAAGUGCAGACUUACGGAGAAGGAGUUUCAGACUAAUAUAAAGGUUCAGAAUGAGAUGUUCGUUAAUCCAUUUAAAAAGGAUAUGGCCAGACAAACACAUUACUCCAAUACAUCUCCCAGUACUAUUGCAAGGAGAUGA